This is a messenger RNA of Effrenium voratum, 649 nucleotides long. The record is from the annotation of a GenBank genome assembly. Lineage: Eukaryota; Dinophyceae; Suessiales; Symbiodiniaceae.
GUCAGAAGUUGACCCCAUGGGCUGCGUUUGAGCCGCUCAAGUGAGAAGACAUCACAUUGGCAGCGUGCCUAUCCUUCCCUUUGUUGCACUUGUUGCCAUGGCCUACCAGUACCCCGCAGGGGCCAUGCCUCAGCCUGUGACCUACACGUCCGGAGCGCCGUACGGUGCGGACUACUCGGGCUACUCCAUGCCGCAAAGCAUGCCGAUGCCUGCAAUGCCUGCCGCCUUGGACCACGCGAUGGGCAAGUGGUUUGCUCCUGGAGAGGCGCUGCCCCCGGGUUUUGUGGUGACCUCCCACCCUGAGGGCCACACAGCUCCCCAGCAGAAUCAUUCCAUGUCGGACAAGGCCCGUGAGAGCUUCGUGAUCAGUGCCGGUGAUGCGGCCGCAGCGGUUGGCUCCAGCAUGGCCAGGGCAGGAGCGUCCGCUUCGUCCUCUCUCAAGAAGUCCAAGAAGAGCAAGAAGAAGAAGAGCUCCGGCUGCUGCUGAGCCGAGCAGGCAGGCUUAGGCGGAUAUCAGUGAAAUUACAAGCUCUCAGAUCUGGCGGAGGCGUCGGCUCUCAGAGUCCAAGGUCAACAUGGACCAUCCUUUGGGAAUAAUUUCUGCUAAUGCCAAAUGGAGCAUCACAGCGAUGGCUGUGAAUGCGAUGCG